ACCAGAGCUACUAUCUACAUCCUCAGCUUGAAUAUCACCUCACAACCAUGCACCUUCUUUCUUUUGAUGUUUAAUUGACAUCCCUACUACCAACAACAAUGACCUCCAACACUCAUCAACAAAUAACCACCCACCUCCUCACCACCAAAUCCCUCCCCGUCUCCCCCACCUGGCUAACCACCUUCCUCACCUCAACAUCAACAUCAACAACAUCAACCUCACGCACCAUCCCCCUCAGCGCCCUCACCCAAACCGCCCUCUUCCGCAUCCUGACCUCCGACAUCCGCGACUCCCUCAGCACGACCAACCCCUCCACCCUCCUCCCAGUCGACAUCUUCGACCCCACGAUCCAAGAACGCCGUGUCAACGGCCCCAUCCCACUCCAAGUCCUCGACAUCGAAGACAUCGGCACGAGUCUCUGGAGCCAGGUGGAGGCUAUUGAGCGCGUGGAGAGGGGGGAGGCGAUUCGGGGGAGGGAGAUCGUGAGGACGGUGAAUGUGGGGGAGGAUAGUGAGGCUGCUGCUGCGGAGAACAACAACAACAAUAACAAUAAUAAUAAUGCAGGUGGUGGAGGUGACAGUAAUGGACCGCAUCGGUUGAUACUGCAGGAUGCGGCGGGGACGAGGGCCGUCGGGGUGGAGUUUGCUAAGGUCAAUGGGAUUGGGUUGGGGAAGUUGGCUAUUGGGGCGAAGGUCGUCGUGAGGGAUGUUACGGUUGCGAGGGGGUUGGUGAUGCUUACGCCGGAGUCCUGUGUGGUGUUGGGAGGGAAGAUUGAGGGGUUGGAUGUGCAGUGGAGGGAGGGGAGGAAGGAGAGGUUGUUGGGGAGGAUUAAUGGGGGGGUGUAGACUGGGUCUGCUAUUAUGU
Molecule: messenger RNA, 864 nt
Organism: Aspergillus vadensis CBS 113365
Lineage: Eukaryota; Fungi; Ascomycota; Eurotiomycetes; Eurotiales; Aspergillaceae
Product: OB fold domain-containing protein
Exons: 2
Coding region: 99-845 (248 amino acids)
Biological process (GO): double-strand break repair via homologous recombination; resolution of meiotic recombination intermediates
Cellular component (GO): RecQ family helicase-topoisomerase III complex; nuclear body
Source: RefSeq, a predicted model, not a curated record